This is a messenger RNA of Portunus trituberculatus (swimming crab), 369 nucleotides long. RefSeq names its product histone H2A-beta, sperm-like. Gene Ontology annotation, molecular function: DNA binding; protein heterodimerization activity; structural constituent of chromatin. NCBI's taxonomy places the organism in Eukaryota, Metazoa, Arthropoda, Malacostraca, Decapoda, Portunidae. The transcript has a single exon. Bases 1 to 369 code for a protein of 122 amino acids. Gene Ontology annotation, cellular component: nucleosome. The record is from RefSeq and is a predicted model, not a curated record.
AUGCCUUGCAAUGGACACGUCAAAAGGAAACGCACACUUUCGGAACGAGCUGGUCUACAGUUCCCCGUGGCCCGUGUUCAGCGGUACCUCAGGAGCGGCUACUUUGCACCUCGCGUCAGUGCCACAGCCUCUGUCUUCAUGUCAGCAAUACUGGAGUACCUAUGUGCCGAGGUACUGGAAAUGGCAGGCAAGGAAACGAUGAAGCACAAGAGGGUGCGCAUUACCCCGCGGCACAUCUUCCUAUCAGUGCAGAAGGAUCAAGACUUGAGUGAAUUAUUCGAGUCUGUCACCAUCUCCAGGGGUGGAUAUGUACCCGAUAUCGAGGAUUACAUCUCUCCAAAAACAGCGUCCUGGCACAGGACUCUAUAA